This is a messenger RNA of Mycena citricolor, 1354 nucleotides long. The record is from the annotation of a GenBank genome assembly. Lineage: Eukaryota; Fungi; Basidiomycota; Agaricomycetes; Agaricales; Mycenaceae.
AUGCAGCAGCUGUCACCACUUGCUUCUUCAUCCCCGGAGAUUCUGCUCCGGAUCACGAUGCAUGCCGUGGACGAGCUCGGGCCGCCGCAGGAAUGGCUCAACCUCGUCCUGUGCUGCUCCGCGCUGCAGCGGCAGCUGGACAACUCCACCGUCCACGCGCUCGUCUUUGCACGCAAAUUCUACCGGCUGCGGCCCGCGCACCCGCUCGCGGGCGACGCGAAGGGCGAGCUGCGGCGGCGCUUCGGCGCGCUCAAGGUGUUCCGCCGCGCGUGCGUCGACGGCGACGGCGACGGCGACGGCGAGCUGCGGGACGCGCUGCGCAUCGCGCACGGGAUGCUGGGCGACGAGGCACCCGGAGCGCGGGCGCGGACGGUGGCGCAGCUGCGGUGGGCGGGGCUCCCGCGGCUGCUUGUGCGCUUCCUCGAGGAGCGCUGGUACCCGCUGGAAGACGACAUCCCAACGCCGGCGGAAUCGGCGCCGUUCCCCGGCCUCCAGAUCUACUCCAUCCUGUGCUACUUCGCGCGCCUGGACUUCUUCACGCCCACGCUCCCGCCGCACCUGCGCAAGCUGGCCCCCGCUCCGGCCCCCGCGACGCACGCCGCCGGGCGCGCGGACGCGGAGCACUUCAUCAGCGAGUGCCGCGCGCGGCGGUGCGACGCCCGUGCGCGCGUCCCGGCGCCGGGCGACCGGGGCUACCGCGUUGGGUCGCUCGCGGGCCAAUGGCAGGGCUCGUCCCUGAUCCCGUGCAUCGAUGAGUACAAGCGCUGGGUCAGCGAUGCGGGGGAGAACGCGCCCGGGGCGAUGACGACGUUCAGCCGGGUGCCGCUGUAUGUUACGCUGCGGGAGCACUUCUCGACGGCCGUGGUGGACCGGGGCGAGGGUGCGGCUGGGCUGUUCAGUUCGUGGAAGGAGACGGAACAUGGAAUCGUCACCUCCGAUGCGAGUGGGAAGCAGUUCUUCUACAAGACAUACCACGACGCGAAGGAGCAGCCCAGCAGCAGCAGCAUUACGGACGUCGUCACGGACGACCCGUACGCCUCUGCGUGGGGCAGCUUCAAGUUCCUCGGGCGCAUCAGGCUGGCUGACGGGCUGGUCACGCUCCAGCGCGAGUCGCUGGACGGGCACGGGACGACGCUGUUCAAGGGAUACCUCGUGUCGGGGGAUCACUUCGCCGGCCGGUACCGCGAGUUCGACGGGGCGGCAGCAGCAGCAGCAGGAGUAACGGAGGAGAGUCGCGUGGCGGAGUGGGAGGCGGCGUUCAGUUUGAGUCGCGUGAUCAGUUGAACUGUUUGUAUGCAUGUUUGCCAUGUGAUUCUGUAUCAGUAUAAGCUGUAUGCAAUAUCAUCUGUGUUCG